AGAGUGUUGCGUCGCAGGGCGCGGUCGGGCACCAGUGACAUAAGAGCUGACGCGCCAUGCCAUACCGCCGAUCAUGGAGCCGCUUGCGUACACCAUCGUUAUUUCAACGUUGGGAGCAGCCUGCGUUGGAGUCACCGAAGCUGCUACACAUGCCGACACCGACAGCCCAGCUGACUGCUCUCGUCUCUCUUCCACACACUGACGGCCAAACCUGCCAUGGAGCGGGACAACGACGACAUGGACGGCCAUGGUUGCGGCGACUACCGGAGCGAGGGAUAUGUGAUGGUGAGGCGACCGCCUGGCACAGCACAUGGCCGAUUCCGCGGCAGUGCUUUUCAAGUACUGAAGAGGAUGAUGGGUGUGCGUGCGGGAAGGACGGAGCGGCAGCAGAGGAAACGAGGAAAAGGAGCGGUUGGCAAACACCAUGACCGAGCUUUCUCGGCACUCGUGACAGCGACCAUGUUGGCCUUCUUCCCCUUCAAUAAGCCUCUCUCGUCGCUCGACAGCAGGCUCGCCAAGCAUAUCCUGCUGCCGGACCACCACUCAAACGCGGGUUGGGAAGCUCGCUCGAUGCGUUUCCGACCGUCUGUCCCCAUCGAGAGUCGCCGGCCGCGAGCGCGGGAGGACCCUUGCCUGUUCCGCACGAGACUGGCCGACCAGCAGGUGGACGACGACCCUGACGCUGGUCUUUUUUUUGAGAGCACCGACGAGAUCGAUUGCGACGACGUCAAGUUCGACGAUUCCCAGUGCGUUUCGGUUGGUCGAACCGUGGAGAAGUUCAAGACCAUGCCCAAAAUGUCGACCCGGGUGGGCAAGGAGGCGGCGGUUGCAAGGAACCUCGGCCCGCACCUGUACGCAAUCCCGACGGACACGGCUACUAGCUCGGAGGAGGACGGGCGGCGCGAACCGGCGGGGUCCUCCUCUUCCUCUCCCUUCUCCUCCUCUGCCCUCGCGGGCAACCCACCUGUGCUUGCGCAGGCCGAUGGCGAGCCUCAGGUUAGGCCUUUUAUCCAGAAGGAGCACAGCGACCCUACUACGACGAUUUACCGCGCCCACUUGGCCAGCGAGAACGGGGACAACAACGACGAGGACGCCGAGGACGCCGAGGACGCCGAGGACGGCAUCAUGGAAACGAUGAACAUGCCCUUCUGGAUCUUGGCGCAGCGCCAGAAGCGGCAUCAUACCCGCCUCGAAGCAGACGGCAUCCCGGACGACAUGUCUAUCAUCACCGACAUCUCGCUUAUCCCGUCCUACUUCCCAAGCGACGUCAUGAAGCAGCAGCGCCCCCAGCGCCACGCCCUCCUCAAGCGCAUCGUCCUCGCCAAGGCCAGGGCCGCCAGACAGACCAUGCGCCAGCUCAAGCGCUCGUGUCGCGACGCCGUGGGGAACGUCUUCCUCGACCGUGCGGUGCACCGACCUCCCGAGUGCGUCCGAGUUGGCUCUGCGUUUUAAGAAGCGUCCAACAAGCCAGCGAUCCCUUGGUUCUCGACUGGUCGAACUUCUUAACCCAUGCCCAACAUCUGCUGCUGAGUCCACGGUUCUGCUGCGCUACCCACCUUCCCGACGCGCCUCCCAUUCUAUCAC
Thermothielavioides terrestris NRRL 8126 is the source of this 1584-nucleotide messenger RNA. RefSeq lists its product as uncharacterized. NCBI's taxonomy places the organism in Eukaryota, Fungi, Ascomycota, Sordariomycetes, Sordariales, Chaetomiaceae. Bases 460 to 1452 code for a protein of 330 amino acids. The transcript has 2 exons. The record is from RefSeq and is a predicted model, not a curated record.